Mercurialis annua (annual mercury) is the source of this 1815-nucleotide messenger RNA. Its product is annotated as F-box/FBD/LRR-repeat protein At1g13570-like. The transcript has 4 exons. Lineage: Eukaryota; Viridiplantae; Streptophyta; Magnoliopsida; Malpighiales; Euphorbiaceae. Gene Ontology annotation, molecular function: protein binding. Bases 324 to 1637 code for a protein of 437 amino acids. The record is from RefSeq and is a predicted model, not a curated record.
AUGAGUUGAUGAAGCUUUUGGGGUCAUUUUCUAAUUUGAUAAUAUUUGUGCCUCAAUUUUGACUUUAGGAAAGUGUCCCAGAAACACUACGGAAAUCACAAAUCAAUGAUCAUCAUUUAAUCAACUAAUCAAAAUCGUGUGGUGCAGAUUUCAAGAAAUUUCCUAGCUUUUGAUUCAUAAAUUAGCUCGCAAUUUCAUUUUGCCUGUCGUCUGAUCUCUAUUCAAGGGUUUAUAAAUAGUGGAAGAAAAAAAAAUCAUCUCAGACGUGGAAAAUCAGUGGUUUUGUUACAUAAAGGCUUUGGGUUCAGAUCCUUUAAAUUAUUAUGGAGAGAAUUUGUGCUGGUUCUGGCAUUGACGGAAUCAGUGACCUCCCUAGCAAUGUGAUAGAUCACAUCCUGGCAUGUUUACCAUUAAAAGAUGCUGUGAGGACCAGUACCCUAUCAAAGAAGUGGAAGGAAAAAUGGUAUACGGUGCCUCAAAUUAUUGUCGACGAGAGCUUUUUCCAUGAACGAUCUCAAAGAAAACUGGAGGGUAUUAUCAGUUAUAUUCUUACUCGACAUGAAGGGAAAAUAGAGACUUUUUCUGUGUCCGUGGAGAAAGUUAAAGACCGUUACAACAUGAAGUUGUGGAUAUGGAGGCUAUCAAAGAAGUCUAUACAAGAAUUGACCCUCCUAAUCCGAAGAGGUCGCCGCAAUGAAGUCCCAUCUGGUUUGUUUUCUUGUCAGCAGCUGCGAAAGUUGAACCUCCGCCAUUUUGAGGUUAAGCCAUCACAUUCAUUCAAAGGAUUUCAGAAUCUUAUUAGCCUUCAGUUGAACAAAGUCAACAUAACAACUGCUGUAUUUGAAAAGCUUAUUGCUAGCUGCCCUCUGCUUGAACAAUUGACAGUAAGAAACUUGAGUUGUAUCGACCAUCUUCAUAUCAAUGUCCCAAGUCUCAAGUACUUCUCAUUUGAUGGAGAAUUCAAAUCUAUUGUUUUCAAGACUCCAUUACUUGAGGUAUUGUCUAUCAAUUUUUAUCGGAUUGGAUCUGAGAAUAACCAGUUUGAUCUAAGAUUCAAAUUCCGUGGUUUACCACCUGCAAUUAAGGAGCUCUACGUGCGAUGCCAAUUUCAGAAGUUCUUGGCCGCAGGGGAUACAUUCACUGAAGUUUCAACUUCUUACAAUCAUCUCAAGACGCUUGGCAUAACUGCAUUUUGUUUCGAAAAGCUAGAUGAUAUCUCAUGUCUCAUCUCUUUGAUGGAAAGCUCCUUAAACUUAGAAAUACUUGAUAUUACUGCGUGCAACUGCAAAGAUGGAGCUGUACCUGAAACAGUUUUAAAAUUUUGGGAAGACCAAAACCAUUCUUCAGUGUCGUUGAACCGGUUGCAGAAGGUAGCAGUGAGGUCAUUCCACGGUAAGGAUCACGAGCUGAAGUUUGUCCAAUUUCUGCUGGCUAAUUCACCUGUACUCAAUGAGCUGACUGUUGAGUGCAUGAAGAAUCCCGAUUUUGACGAGGAUGAAAUAAAAUCAGUGCUGUCACUUUUAUGUCCUGAUUCCGCAGAAUUGAAGUUCAUUGGAGGUAAUUAUGAUUCGAGCAGUGAUGAUUCAUCAGAUUCCGAUGACAAUUCAAAUGGUUCCUACUCUUCCGAUAGUGAUUAGUUAGCUAGCAUUUAAACUUAAUUCUGUUUUAGAGGUGAGAAAUAGAUAUGUGAAGAUGUUUGAUCUCAAUUUUUUGUACUUUUAUUUGGCUUUAGAAUCUGUCAUUUGGGAGUAAGGUCGGAUUAUGUCACUGCGGUUUGCAAAGUCUAUAUAAAUAAAUCAGGAAUGCUUCUGUUUA